AUGGGGUCUUGUCAAAUUUGUAAUGGAUUAUAGGCAAAAGAGAUUAAAGAACAAUUGAAACCAGAAAUAUACAAAAAAGAACUAACACUUAGAUAAGUGUCUUUAAUUCAGGCAAGAUUUAGAGGAAUCUUAACAAGAAAGAGAGUUAUAAUUCACAAAUAAAAGGAAAAUAAUAACUAACAAUAAUAAAAUUCUUUGACUGAAGACUUAAUUUGUUAUGAAUAGGUUUAACAAACAAUUACAGAAAGAUCUACUGUUGCUUAGUAAUAAGAAGAGCAUGUAGCUAUUUCAAUGUCACCAAAAAUAAAGAAUAGCUACAAGUGGCAUAAUGGAUCAAAGACUGGGUUUGGUAGAAUGGUGAUGGAGGACGGGUAUUAGAAUAAAAUAAUCAUAGUUGUUACUUGGAAGGCACGGUAUAGAAUUAUAUUUAAAAUAAGUGGUUGGAUGGGUAUUUGAAUGGAGAAGGACUUUACAGUGCACCUGAUGGUACAUAUUAUAGAGGAGAAUGGAAAAAUAGUUAUAUGAAUGGUUAAGGAAUCUAUUUUAAUUCAACUAAAAACAUCACAUAUGAAGGUAAAAUAACUUAUUAUACAAAACUAGGAAGAUGGGAAAAUAAUUUACAACAUGGUGAAGGGACUGAAACUUAUGCAGAUAAAUCAAUUUACACCGGUACUUUCAAAAAAGGUUUAAAGGAUGGGUAUGGAAAAUUCUAUUUUAAUGAUGGGUCUUACUAUGAAGGACAAUUUUAUUAAGACAAGUUUCAUGGUUAAGGAAAAUUUGUAUUCAAAUUUUAAUAAUUAUAAGGUUUGGGAUUACGGUUAAAAGGUUUAUAAUGGAGAAUGGUUUAAAGGGAAAAAGCAUGGUUUUGGUUAUUUGGAAAUAAAAGGAAAAUACUCAUAUGAAGGUCAAUACAAAGAUGGGUUAAAAAAUGGAAUUGGUAUAUUGAUUUGGAAUGAUGGUAGAAAAUACAAUGGUGAAUGGAAAGAGGGAUAAUAACAUGGAAAUGGAACAUUUUAAAAUUAAAAAGGAGAAACUUUCAGUGGUGCUUGGAAGUUUGGAUUAAUCUAAAAACAUUGA
Messenger RNA from Paramecium pentaurelia, 1077 nucleotides. NCBI's taxonomy places the organism in Eukaryota, Ciliophora, Oligohymenophorea, Peniculida, Parameciidae. The record is from the annotation of a GenBank genome assembly.